Molecule: messenger RNA, 5929 nt
Organism: Oncorhynchus nerka (sockeye salmon)
Lineage: Eukaryota; Metazoa; Chordata; Actinopteri; Salmoniformes; Salmonidae
Product: disks large-associated protein 4-like
Exons: 11
Coding region: 48-3383 (1111 amino acids)
Biological process (GO): signaling
Cellular component (GO): glutamatergic synapse; postsynaptic specialization
Molecular function (GO): molecular adaptor activity
Source: RefSeq, a predicted model, not a curated record
CUGGAGACAUGUUCUAAGAGCAGCAGCAGACCUGCACUGUGGCCACCAUGAAAGGGUUAGGUGCCAAUCGCAGCCGUCACCUGUCGGACUCCUGUGAGCCAUCGGGGGGCCCCCAGAAGCCCCUGUACCCCUUGACCUCUGACCCCCAUGGUCCCUUCCUCCUGAGCCCCACCAUGAACCACUACGGCACCUUGGACCACCACCAACUCCACCACUACCAGGCCUCCAACCCCCAACCCCUGCCUCCGGAGUGCCUACUGCCCCUGAACCAGAUGUCCAACAGCAGCACUUUCCCCCGACUCCAUGUCACCUCCCAACCGGAACAGUCCGACUACUCCCAGGGCUGCAUGGUCACUGCCGGGGGCGGAGGUAGGCCUGGUGGCAGCCGGGUGGGCACCCUGUCCACCUCCAUGUCAAUGGGCAUGGGCCUGGGUCUCAGCGGGGCUCCCAUGAUCACAAGUGGAUCAGCUACCAUCUCUUCUGCGGCAGCGGCCAAGAUGAACCGGCUGCCAUCUAACCUACUAGACCAGCUGGAGAAGCACCUGCCCCUGCAGAGGGAUGGCUUCAGUACCCUCCAGUUCCACCGGGGCAGGGUGGCCAAGCAGCGCAGCGAGAGUCCCGGACGGAUCCGCCACAUCAUGCACUCUGUUCAGAAGCUAUUCAACAAGUCCCAGUCGCUGGAGGGCUCGGUGGUCAAGGGCAACAUGAACAACACUACAGGGGGAGGUGAGGAGGGGACCAGGCAGACCUGCAGGAGUAAGAGUAAAGACAGUGCUAAGACUGAGAUGCUGAAGCAGCGACCUAGCAGGCAAAAUGCACUGGGGCUUUGGAGCUCAGACGAUGCCCUGGAUAGUGACACAACCACCAAAGUUGGCACUAUCGCCGUGGGCUACCGUAACCCACUUAGCAUGAUGACGCUGGGCAGGGCGGUGUCUGACAGCCAGGCUCCUCCCAGGCACCUCCCACAUGGCUACAACACCAUCUCUGCCCACACACUCAAGGCCUCCAAGAGCAGCAGCGACCUCAAGUACCUGGCCUGCCCGCAAGCAAUGACAGGGACUAGGGGAGAGGAGCUGGUGGGAGGAGGAGGCAGGGAGAGCACCCUGGUGAAGCGAGGCUCCUGGUCCACACUGACCCUCAGCCAGGCCAGGCAGGUGCUCCAGAAGGGUUCAGCCACUGUCAACAGGACGCUGCUCAAAUCCAAGUCGUGUCACCAGGACCUGACCUGUCAGUACCUCCAGGUAGGAGGCCCAGUUCCACUGGGGGACUGGAGUGCUACGCUGGGGGGCCGGGGCCGACCCAGGGGCCUUGAGAUCCCCUGCCGAAGGAUGCGUAGCGGCAGCUACGUCAAGGCCAUGGGGGACGUGGACCAGGACAGCGAGGACUCAGAGGGAAGUCCUAAACCCUCGCCCAAAACAGCCGCCCGCCGCCAGAGCUACCUGAAGGCCACCCAUCAGUCCCUGAGCGAGCAUCAGCCUCCACCACCACACAAGCCUCGCGGCUAUGCACCCAUGCUGGAGGAUAAUGGGAUAUUAUGGUCUCCACUACAGAGUGCAUGCUCAAUGCAGCAUUUGGCCAGUUGUCUCCCCUCCCUGAGAGAACUCUCCACCAAUCGGAGCCUGGACAACCUGGACUGCCUGGUGAGCCCGUGUGAGCCCCCGAUGGCCAUGCGGCACUGGGACGAUCGCAGAGACUACCACCAAGGUUAUGCUACCCUGGGCAGGGCCAUGAUGAGCAGUGGUCAGGUGUGUGGGCAGGGCUGUGGGCGCUCGCUGUACUGCGAGGCGGAGUCCCAGGCGGUGGAGGCUCUGGACCUGCCCACACCGACGUACUUCCGCUCCCGCAGCCACAGCUACCUGCGGGCCAUCCAGGCUGGCUGCUCCCAGGAUGAGGACACCGCCUCAGUGGACUCCGAUUCACCUCCACCCACCACCGGCUGCACCCAUAUCUCCAGCACCACACUCCCUAGGUGUGUAAGCAGCUCCUGUAAGAAGGGCCCACCACCGGUCCCACCGCGCACCACCUCCAAGCCCCACAUCUCUGUGACGGUGCAGAGCAGCACAGAGUCAGCCCAGGACACAUACCUGGACCAACAGGACCACCGCAGUGAGGCCAACAGCCAAUCAGGACGCAGCAACUCCUCUGAUAGCCUCUGCAGCCUGCGUACAGGCAGCCUGGCCAAGGGCUCUCAACCCCGGGCCCCAGCCCCCAUCCCUGCCCCAAGAGACUCCUUCCCACUUCCCUUCUUCAGCACCACCACAAGUACCGGCACCCAGGUUGAGCCCCAGAAUGACACUCUAAACCCAGGCCCCAGCCUCACUCCAGAUCAGUCCCUAACCCUUCCAGAGCCUGUUCCCACAAAGAGGAAGCUCUCGUCUAUCGGCAUCCAGGUGGACUGCGUUCAGCCAAUCCAGAGAGAGGUUCAACCGCCCCCCUCGACCAAGUUCCAGUCUAUUGGAGUGCAGGUGGAGAACGGCAGGCCACUCAGCCGGGCCAGCAGCAUGGCCUCCAGACAGAACACAGAGACCGAGCCUCAGGACUCUCAACAAGACACCCAUCCCUCAGAAAACAACAGUAGAGCCAACUGCAACAGCCAGCCGGUAGAUCCCGCCCUCACUGCCUCCAACGGUGAGGACAGCGCGAUGGCAUGGCAUCCUCCCAAACAUGCCCCAGUCCCGGCGAGAGUGUCUGCCUCCCUCCCAGAGAGAAUGGACCCGGCCCUGGACCCCUCCUCCCUGCCCCCUCCAGACCCCAGCUUGGAGAGUGGCAAUGGCAGUGUCCAGGGAGAUGCAGCCCAGCCCGGCACGCCCACUUGCCUCCGGGAUGGCAACUGGUUCCUCAAACUACUACAGGCUGAGACUGCACGUAUGGAGGGCUGGUGUCAACAGAUGGAGCAGGAGACUAAAGACAAGGACAUCUCAGAGGAGGUGAUGGGAACGAUCCGCAGUGCAGUGGGCAGUGCCCAGCUCCUCAUAGCCCAGAAGUUCCAGCAGUUCAGAGGACUCUGUGAUGAGAACCUGAAUGUGAAUGCCAACCCUCGGCCCUCAGCCCAGGAUCUGGCGGGGUUCUGGGACCUCCUGCAGCUCUCUGUAGAGGACAUCAGUGUCAAGUUUGACGAGCUCUGGCAACUCAAGGCCAACAACUGGCAGCUGCCAGAGAAGAAGGUGGAGAGGAAGGUUGUUCCCCCCUCUGUGCCAAAGAAGACGUCCAAGCUGACCUCUGGGAAGGACCGGAGCGUGGACUCUGUGGUGGACAAGCAGCGGCAGGAGGCCAGAAAACGCCUGAUGGCGGCCAAACGCGCGGCGUCGGUACGACAGAACUCUGCCACGGAAAGCUCAGACAGCAUUGAGAUUUACGUCCCCGAGGCCCAGACACGCCUCUGAGAACAGACCGCCACCGGCACUCUGCUCCCCCAUGAAGGAACAGCCUCUCUCACCCACAUAUACACACACAUACACAUACACACUGCUCCCCAUGAAGGAACAGCCUCACACAUGCACUAGACACACCUGGGGUACAGAGCCUGGUCCCCUAAUGGCAGCACAGCAUACAAUCAGAGUAGAACCCAGGAGAGCACAGGCAUGCUAAAAAAUACAGAACAAUGCAAAACCACUUCCUUCCUGGCUGCCAUGGAGAUGGAAACCUCAACAGACAUUUAAUACUAUUGUUAUUACUAUUAAUAUUAUUAUUAUUAUUAUCUCCUCCUGAAAUGCAUCAAGACUGUCUUAAAUGUGCAUCUUGGAUAAAAGGACAUCCUUAUUCCUUGUCAGCUGAAGAAUCUUGGUAUCCCAGAAGUUUACUCUCUUCCCAUCCCCUCACUUCUUCUGAGUCUGCGAGCUGGGCUGGGCUAGUCCAGGCAGCCUCUAUCGUUUACCACACACACUCAGGAUACACACAGGUGUACUCAUUCACUGUCCACACAGUCUUCCUAUUUUCUCUUUGUAUUAGGCUGCCACUCCAUUGGUUGUGGACGAUAAGCUUUACUCUGUAUGGAAUCUAUAGGAGAUGGUGUUAUCGUGUACUAAGGAAGACCGUAGCAUUCUAUCUAUCUAUCUAUCUCAAACUGGUUACCAUAAUAGUUUUGUAAAUGUUCUUUACCAGAUUGUUUGUUAGACAAGGUCCAGUGUUCAGUACUAAGGUAGUUUUUCUAUAGACCAAGUACAUGUACUGUCGUGAUGAUGUUCGCACAUGAUGCAAUCAUUCUCUCUCUCAUAAACACGCAAUAUGCUGUCUGUCGGUGUCUGUGCAGACUGUUUUACAUCUUCUAUGCCCUGUUGAGGGAAGAAGAGGGAUUACCAGGCCCAGUUGAUGUGCGCUAAGGUAGGAAUGUAACAUGCAUUGAAAAAUAACUUGAUAACUGCACCUGUUAUGCCACUUGUUUACCUGGUUACUUUACCCAUAUUUGUUGCAGGGGACCAUGAGGUAUUGUGCACCACUUAAUUACAACAUUCCCUGUUUCCUACUCAACCUCCAGUACAUUUGAAUCAUAAAGUGGAAUCAACUAUAAGCUCUCCUUUUUUCCUGAUUACCAAGACUGGUUUAUUUUCAGCGGCAUAUGCCAGAGCUCUGACAGUGGUGUUGGGAGAACUCGUAUAAGCAAUAAGUAAAAUGGCAAGUUUGAACUAGCAAUGUAAAAAUGAUUCCGAUGCCCAGGCAAAAAGCAACAACCCCUAGCCCCUAAACUUUCAGUGUUCUCAGAUCUGAAGUGAUAGGUGAAAGUCAAACAAUAUGUGAUGAGUCUACCUUGUCUUACAAUGUCCCAUGAGGAGCUUCAACUAUUCUUCUUCCUCCUGUCUAAUGCUUAGGCUAUGAGCUGUUUUCUCCAGGUGAGCCCUCAGUCACUUAACAAGCCAACAGACGAACGAACCAAGCAGCGCUUUGGUCGUCAUACACCAUUAAUAACCACUACUUCAUUGGUCAAAGCCUUAAUACCAACUGUCAAAUUAAUAAUGAUCCAAAAGAAUGACAACAUAGCAUACAUUAUAAACUAAGAAAUGCAUUUGCUAUGUAUCACUUAUCUGUGCAUUGAAAAGGUCUAAGAACCUAAAUAUUUCAGACUAUGCUCAAGCUGAAUUAAUGUACUCUUAUUAUGGUGUCUGGCUGGCAGUUUGACCUCUUAUUCCUGUGUACAGAUAGAGGCACAUUGUGGAGAUCAUUUUUAAAAACAUUUUGUAUGAGACAUUUUCUGUGACUGGUUUGAAUUGACCAUGCAGUCAGCCAAAACACACUAGACUGUUUUGACCUGUGCCACAGGUUAUAUUGGUAUUUUUCUGGAUUUGGAAAGAAUUGAUGGUGCUGUAUAGGAUUGUACUGAGAUGGUGUGGAGUUUGAAUGCCUUCCUAGAGAAACAUGUCAGCAUCACUGAAAAAGAGGUGUAUUCACACUAUCACGCUACAGCAUACAUGUGUAUAUGAGCUUUCAGCUUUUACAUUUCUUUUUCUCAUGAUUCGCCAUGUUCCACUCAUUCGCUGAAUUCCAAAUCAACCCUCUAGCCUAGGCACUCCUGUUAGAUCUGAAAUGAUUGGAUAAGUAUGGAGAAAAUCCACCCACUCUGUCAGAAGCAAAGAACCUGAUCAGAAGGCAAAGUGCUGCGAUUACGUUUUUGCGCAAAGCUAUGUGAGGGAUUGAUUUGGAAUUUUGAUAAAGAUCUGCAAUUUCAGGAUCUCAAUGCAACUUGUCCCCUUGAAGAGCUGGCUCUCCUCCUAAAUGGCUAACACCUGUGCCACAACAAGGCUGCCCUCAAAGUGCUUGUGUGAUCCACAGUCAGUUUUGUAUUUUUAUCUCAUAAUGUAAAAUAUGGCAAUUAGUAGAACUGGGAAAGCAGCUGAUGCAGGGGCACCAGUAUGUUAAUUAUUGUUUAUUUGUAAUACAUCAUACGGACGUGUACAUUUCAUUGUCCAAAGAAAUCAUUAAACAUCCCUUUGUUACA